AGAAAGUCCAGCAUCAGAAGCUGAAGAUACCAGAGCCAAAGAAUCUGGAGAGCCAACAGCAACAAUCUAGUUCUAGUGAAAGCUAUAGAAAGCAGUUGGAACAGGUUAAAUUAAACAGAAAAAAAGGGCCAGUUCAAGAAGUAACACAGAAAAGCUGCUAUAGAGAGGGAAAGCAAUCAAGCUUUGAACAAUCUGGUCAUCCCGUCUCAAGAGGUUUAUCACCACCAGAUGCUGUUUCUAAGAAAAGUGACCCAUCACGUGUUUGUGGAACACCAAGCACCACGUAUAAUGACUGUAUGGACUGUUUCAGAACACCAGUUGUAAAGAACAACUUUCUACCAGGAUAUCAAAUUUCUACUCCCUACAACCAGCUCCCAUUUUUCCUACCACAUACUCCAGCAACUCCAUUUCAAAAUCAAGUUGGCUUGCAGGUUCCAGCUUCUAUACCUUCACAUGAAUGUCUUGCCAUCAAAGGAAAAGUGUAUACAAUAUUAAAACAAAUAGGUAGUGGAGGCUCAAGUAAGGUUUUCCAAGUACUGAAUGAAAAGAAGCAGCUGUAUGCUGUCAAAUAUGUGAAUCUAGAGGAAGCUGAUCAACAGACUGUUGAGAGCUAUAAGAAUGAAAUUGCUCUUUUGAGUAAACUGCAGCAACAUAGUGAUAAGAUCAUCCGCCUUUAUGGCCAUGAAAUUACUGAUCAUCAUAUCUACAUGGUAAUGGAGUGUGGAAAUAUUGAUCUCAAUAGCUGGCUCAAAAAGAAAAAAAACAUUGAUCCAUUGGAACGAAAGAGCUAUUGGAAAAAUAUGCUGGAAGCUGUUCACACAAUCCAUGAAUACGGAAUUAUUCACAGUGAUCUGAAACCAGCAAACUUUCUGAUAGUUGAUGGAAUGUUAAAGCUAAUUGACUUUGGCAUUGCAAAUCAAAUGCAGCCAGAUGUGACAAGCAUCAUUAAAGAUUCCCAGGUUGGCACAAUGAAUUAUAUGCCACCUGAAGCAAUAAAAGAUAUGUCUUCCUACGGAGAAAAUGGGAAAUCUCGAUCUAAGAUAAGCCCCAAAAGUGAUGUGUGGUCAUUGGGAUGCAUUUUGUACUGUAUGACAUACAGAAGGACUCCAUUUCAACAUAUAACAAAUCCAAUUAACAAAAUGCAUGCUAUUGUUGAUCCCAGUUAUGAAAUAGAAUUUCCAGAUAUUGCUGAGAAAGAUCUUCAAGAUGUGCUAAAGCGCUGUUUAGUAAGAAAUCCUAAACAAAGAAUAUCUGUUUCGGAGUUGCUGAUACAUCCCUAUGUUCAAAUUCAAAGUCACUGUCAAACAGGUGUUCCCGAUGCAAAAGGAACAACAGAGGAAAUGAAACGAAUCCUUGGCCAGCUUGUUGGUUUGAAUUCGCCCAACUCUAUUUCUAGAGCUGCAAGGACUUUAUAUGAACAAUGCAACAGUGGUAAAAGUCUUGAUGUAUCAGCAUUUGCAAAACUUGGGAGCCAAAAAUCACGGACAACGAAGUGA
Molecule: messenger RNA, 1496 nt
Organism: Pterocles gutturalis (yellow-throated sandgrouse)
Lineage: Eukaryota; Metazoa; Chordata; Aves; Pterocliformes; Pteroclidae
Gene: TTK
Product: TTK protein kinase
Exons: 12
Biological process (GO): protein localization to kinetochore; peptidyl-serine phosphorylation; chromosome segregation
Cellular component (GO): kinetochore; spindle; nucleus
Molecular function (GO): protein serine/threonine kinase activity; protein serine/threonine/tyrosine kinase activity; ATP binding
Source: RefSeq, a predicted model, not a curated record